AUGUUGGUUGAAGAAGCCCUUCCUUUCUUUGCCUUCGCGGUCGCGGGCCUCUAUAGCGCGCUGCGUUUGACUUUCUGUCAUCGGAAUUCCUUGCUAAUAUAUGCCGGUAGGAUCGGUGUAUUCUCGACCCUUACCAACUCAUAUGCCCUUGUGGCCCUCGGCGCGAGCGAGAAUUUCUACAGUGUCUUUGAAGCCGAGCUUCAAGAUCUCGUGCCUACAGUCCGGACGACGAUUGCCGGUACUCGCAUCAUUGGUCGUCUAACCGCCGGCAACCGGAAGGGUCUCCUUGUGCCCACCUCCACCACGGACCAAGAACUCCAGCACCUGCGCAACUCCCUUCCCGAUUCCGUCCGUAUCCAGCGAAUCGAGGAGCGCCUAUCAGCCCUCGGUAAUGUCAUUGCUACAAACGACCACAUUGCUCUCAUACAUCCAGACCUCGAGCGUGAGACGGAAGAGAUUAUUGCCGAUGUCCUCGGUGUCGAGGUCUUCCGCCAGACCAUUGCCGAUAAUGUCCUUGUCGGAAGCUACAUGAGCCUCUCCAACCAGGGCGGCCUGGUUCAUCCCAAGACGAGCAUUCAAGACCAGGACGAGCUCUCAAGCUUAUUGCAGGUUCCGCUCGUUGCAGGUAGCGUGAACCGUGGAAGCAACGUUGUCGGCGCUGGGAUGGUCGUCAAUGACUGGCUCGCCGUUACUGGCCUCGACACUACCGCUACGGAGCUGAGCGUUGUUGAGAGCGUCUUCAGGCUAGGCGACGGAAUGGGUCCCAGCAAUAUCAACACGAGCAUGAAAGAUACCAUGGUCGAGAGUUUCUACUAA
Drechmeria coniospora is the source of this 816-nucleotide messenger RNA. Its product is annotated as eukaryotic translation initiation factor 6. The coding region runs from base 1 to 816 and encodes 271 amino acids. Gene Ontology annotation, molecular function: ribosomal large subunit binding. The record is from RefSeq and is a predicted model, not a curated record. Gene Ontology annotation, biological process: maturation of 5.8S rRNA; assembly of large subunit precursor of preribosome; maturation of LSU-rRNA. NCBI's taxonomy places the organism in Eukaryota, Fungi, Ascomycota, Sordariomycetes, Hypocreales, Ophiocordycipitaceae. The transcript is spliced from 2 exons. Gene Ontology annotation, cellular component: preribosome, large subunit precursor; nucleolus; cytosol.